UCUUCACCAAACCUCAUCAGGAGCUGCUCAGCCGAGUCGCUGCCUUCACUCACGCGCAGAAGCUUCUUCGAGCAGAGGGUAUCCACGCGCCUUCACGUCAGCAGUGCCCGGUGGUGCUUUCGGUGGCUCGUUACAAACGAUGUGAGUUAUAUGAAGUAGUAAGUGUGUCAUAUAUUUAUUAUCAUACUAAGCAGAUUUACUGCACGUCCACUAACUACACAUUUACCCGUGUAUGGCUAUUGUCAGUACAUGUUGCUCGUUGUAAACUUUUUUUUUAAAGUGUGUAACAUUCACAUUGGUAUUACUGAUGAUAACGUGGAUGAUUCCAGCAUACCUGACAGGCACUUUUGACUUUGUGUACAUAGUUGAUUUUGUAAAGCACCUCGCAUUGCAUUCAUAAUCAAGUUCACUGACCGACUAUCCCGCAGUGCUGUUUUUGUGUAUUCUUGUUUCAUCCACUUUAAUAAAGUGUCCUCUGUUACAGUAACAGUGAGUUGUGGAAUCACUUAAUGCAUGCCUAAGUUUAGCUUUAAUCUGCCUUAGACUUACUGACCUUCUUUGAAUCAGCAUCACAAUAAUCCUAAGAGCACUGACAAAACAUACAAGUAUAAAUAAGUAAAAUAUAUAGAAAGAGAAAUGUGUUUGAUAUGUUUUUUAUUAAGUUACACACUAAUAGCAUUCUCUGCCAGCAGGCUCACAAGACACAACUAUGUAGAACCAGACCAGAACCAAAGAAGCAAUGUGUACAGGCAGGUGGCAAAGUUUGGGAAGUAUUUGUACAACACAUGCCUCCCCAACAGCUUCAGUGUUUCCUGGAAUUGAUUAUCUGUCUGUUAUGUCAGUCAAAUUUCCCCCAGAUAGUCUUGGUUGAGCUCUGGUGACUGUGAAAGCCAUGAUAUAUGAUCACGCCAUUUUCAUAAUCAAUUAUUCAGUGACCCCUCUUCAAUUGGAGAUAUCAUCAGAAUUUCAGGAGUGGGACCACUCCUCCUUCACGCCCCCUCCGGCCUCAGGCUAUAAAAGCCCCCCCCCUUCACCAAUACCUGCUGUUCUCAUUUUCAUGCCCCCCCCCCCUCCAUUUUCCCUCUCCUCUCCUCUCCUCCUUUCCUUUCCUUCAUUCAUUUCUCGUUAGUACAUGGGGAUCUGCCCGGCCCGGAAGCCGUUGCCAGUCCCUUUCGAGGCCUUCCCCAAACCGCAGCACCAGUUCACACUUCCUCGUCCCUCAUCGCCCAUCGUUACCGAGGAUGUGGUCCCAGCUAGUGAAAUACUCAUUCACAGGACAAAGAUAAUCUCUCACAGCAACUUUGUACUGCUUUUUCGACUCUUUUUCCUUUGCUGCCUAACAUGGCAGCAAAGUGCAACAAUCUCUCUCCGUGUAGGGGUCAAGAGUUCAGGUUAUGCCUUUAAUUUCUUGCCUGUCUGUAAAUGACAGUGUCAUGGUAUGAAUAAUCCUUCAGAUUUUACCAGUAUAACAGUAAAACAAUUACAUUGUCUCAUCGGGACAACCUAAAAGACUCCUUAUGCCUAGUCUUUGCACAUCAUAACACAGAAGAGAAGAAAGCAAUUCUCAACUUCUGUUCAUUUCAGGGGAUUUUCCAACCUCUUUUGGUUCAAAAGAGCCAAAGGAAAAUCCUCAUCAAUGUUGGAGUAAAAACUAGAAUAUACAUUAUCAGUGUAUACUGUAUAUACACUAAUAAUGCUUACUGUUGUCAUUGUGAACCAGUCAAAAUAAAUAAAUAACACACUGGGCUCAUGCUGAAGACCACAGACGGCAGUCGGAGCAUCAGGCGGAAUAAAGGAGCUGGAAACAUCACCUGAUAAAGGAAAAAAGACAACGGACCGAAUGAAAAACAGAAGUGUCCUUCAUUGCACAUUUUUGACCAAUCAGAAGUCCCCUUCUUUCCCAGUCUUUCACUCUAGACUUUUGACCAAUCACCGAUCAGGACGAAUUCCACUACCGUAUGGUCCAUCCCCUACAACAGAAUAUGUUGCGGAGGAGUUGCUAUUUCAGUCCUCUUGGGUGAAUCCUCACGACAUUUACUCUUUCAUCUCCCUGCCAAACAGGUUUUUCCAGGAAGCCCUGCUUCGAUGUUUCAUGGAAAUUGUCCUUUCCAUGUUGGGUGGCCAGAGUUUGAAAGACUGGACUAUAGAGCCAUCUCUUCAAAUUAAAACGACAACACUCGUGGUCAAGUUUUGGACAGGAAGAAUCCCUGAUCAAGACAUUGAAUUAUAUUUGAAAAGAUAUUGUGAUGUGCUACAUCCACCUAUUAAAUUAAAUUAAAUGGAUAAAUUCGGCCUGUGGUACGGGGUACGGAAGUUUAAAGUUCGUCUGCGGAGGGAUGAGGAUGGACAUCUCAUCCAAAUUCCAAACUCCAUCUCCCUGGGCCUGUACAACGGUUGAGUUAUCUAUCCCAGGCUAGCGGCUAGAUGCUUCAUUUGCCAGGCUUUGGAUCACCAAGUAAAAGAAUCAGAAAUACUUUAUUAAUCACGAAGGAAAUUAUGGGUUACAGCAGGCAGCAUGCUGGUUGGCACAUGCGCACUAACAAAGGAGCCCUCCGACCAAACAUAGUUUACACAACAUCACAUUGGGGAGACAGGUCCGAGAGGUAGGCUGAUAAGAAAAACAAAAGUACACAACGAGGUGAGAGGAGGAGAAAAAAAAGCUCCACCCAGACUGAGCUCCUAAUGGGAGAACAGUUUGGGAACAGAAAAUACACCUCAGCACAGAAAAGCACAUGAAUCUUAAUACACCAUAGAAGCAAAUGACAAGCAACAGUUGUGGGUACGGGGUGACAGUGAGCCGGUGUAGACAGCACAUCCGAUCCUGCAGCAUAUCUGCGCUGGUCCACUCGACCCGCCAUCUGUAUUGGGAGGGGACAAGCAUCGAAGGGGAUGAAAAUAAUUGUUAUUAGUUUUUACUCCUGUUUUUACUGCUGUCUUCAAACAUUACUCAUGAAACCACCCCAAGAUAAUUGUGCGUUUCUUCGAAGUUACUGAAAACUGAACUGAAGCUGAAGUGAACACAAACAGAGGAACAAACUGGCUGAUGUAACCUGACCCAGGCAGCCGGGCAUGACAGCUGUGUUUGCAUAUGGAAAUACACUUGGUUCAGUGUACUGUAAGGACUGAUGAAACAGGGGCUCGUGACCACAAAACAUUUGAGAACCUCUUUUCUGGACUGAGGAGACGGAAGGUUUCCAACUGCAGGCAGAACAGACUCUGUUGGAAGGAUAACAGGUGACUGCAGAUUUUUACCAACAUGGAAAGACCAGACUCUCCUGAGCCUGAGACCAGACCCACAUCUCCACAGAAAUACCGUCCUGACUUUAAAACGAGGAAACUGUCUCCUGAUGCGAAGAUCACUGAGACACCAGAUGCCCCUGAACCUGGACCCAGCUGUGUGUCUUUGAAGAGUGAUCAGUCAAUGGAUAACACCGUCAACUUUAAAGGAACUAAAUCUGCUGUUGCUGAGGAAGCCAAUCAGGAGAGUCUGCAGCAUCAAACCGAUCUGGACUCAGUGUUUAAGAUGCUGGAGGAAAAGAUUAUCACUUUUGUGAAGAAAGAGCUAAAGAAGCUGCAGAAUGAUCUGAAUCCAGAUUAUUCAGAGUGUCAGAGGGAUGAAGAGGAGGUGUUGGACAGUGAGGAAGAGAAGCAGAGAAGGAGCAGCAGAGAGGCAUUUCUGAAACUUGCAGUUAACUUCCUGAGAAUAAUGAAACAGGAGGAGCUGGCUGACUGUCUGCAGAGCAAAAAUCCUGAUCCACUUUGUGAGAAUACAUUUAAAUGUAACCUAAAGAAGAAGUUCCAGUGUGUGUUUGAGGGGAUCGCUAAACCAGGAACUCGAACCACUCUAAAUGAGAUCUACACAGAGCUCUGCAUCACAGAGGGAGGGACCGGAGAGGUCAACACUGAACAUGAGGUCAGACAGAUUGAAAUGUUUUCCUGGAAACCAAACAGACCAGAACCAACAAUCAGGUGUGAAGACAUCUUUAAAGCUUCGACUGGAAGAGACAAACCAAUCAGAACAGUUCUGACCAAAGGAGUGGCUGGCAUCAGGAAAACACUCCUGACACAAAAGUUCACUUUGGACUGGGCUGAAGACAAGACCAACCAGGACAUCCAGUUCAUGUUUCCAUUCCCAUUCAGAGAGCUGAAUUUACUGAAGGAUAAAAAGUUCAGCUUAGUGGGAUUUAUUCAUCACUUCUUUACUGAAAUCAAAGAAGCAGGAAUCUGUAACUUUAAAAAGUUCAAAGUUGUGUUCAUCUUUGAUGGUCUGGAUGAGUGUCGACUUCCUCUGAACUUCCACAUCACUGAGAUCCUCACUGAUGUUACAGAGUCCACAUCAGUGGAUGUGCUGCUGACAAACCUCAUCAGGGGAAAGUUGCUUCCUUCUGCCAACAUCUGGAUAACCACACGACCUGCAGCAGCCAAUCAGAUCCCUGCUGAGUAUAUAGACAUGGUUACAGAGGUCAGAGGGUUCACUGACCCACAGAAGGAAGAGUACUUCAGGAAGAGACUCAGAGACAAGGAAGAGGCCAACACCAUAAUCUCUCACAUCAAGACAUCACGAAGCCUCCACAUCAUGUGUCACAUCCCAAUCUUCUGCUGGAUCACUGCUACAGUUCUAGAGAGUUUGUUAAAAACCAAACAGGCUGGAGGACAGCUGCCCAAGACACUGACUGAGAUGUACAUUUACUUCCUGGUGGUUCAGACCAAAGUGAAGAACAUCAAGUAUGAUGGAAGAGCUGAGACAGAUCCUCUCUGGAGUCCAGAGAGUAAGAAGAUGUUUGAAGCACUGGGGAAACUGGCUUUUGAGCAGCUGCAGAAAGGAAACCUGAUUUUCUAUGAAUCAGACCUGACAGAGUGUGGAAUUAAUGUCAGAGAAGCCUCAGUGUACUCAGGAGUGUUCACACAGAUUUUUAAAGAGGAGAGAGGAGUAUGCCAGGACAAGGUGUACUGUUUUGUCCACCUGAGCAUUCAGGAGUUUUUAGCUGCUCUUUAUGUCCAUCUGACAUUCACCAACUCUGGUGUCAACCUGCUGGAAAGGAAAAAAAUGGCAUCAGUGCAGACUGGAGAGUCUUUAGUACAAAAUUUCUACCAGAGUGCUGUGGACAAGGCCUUGAAGAGUCCAAAUGGACAUCUGGACUUGUUUCUUCGCUUCCUCCUUGGUCUUUCGAUGCCAUCCAAUCAGGAUCUCCUACAAGGCCUGCACACACAAAAAGGAAACAGCUCACAGAUAAAUCAGGAAGCAGUCAAGUACAUUAAAGAAACAAUGAAUGGCAAUCUCUCUCCAGAGAAAAGCAUCAAUCUGCUCCACUGUCUGAAUGAACUGAAGGAUGACCCAAUAGUGAAGGAGGUCCAGCAUCACCUGAGUUCAGGACACCUGUCUAAAGUUAAUCUCUCUCCUGCUCAGUGGUCAGCUCUGGUCUUCAUCUUACUGUCAUCAGAAACGGGUGAGGAUGUGUUUGACUUGAGGAAAUACUCAGCUUCAGAAGAGGCUCUUCUGCAGCUGCUGCCAGUGGUCAAAGUCUGUAAGAAAGCCCAGUUGAGUGGUUGUAACCUCACAGAGAGAAGCUGUGAAGCUCUUUCCUCAAUUCUAAGUUCUCAGUCCUCCACACUGAGAGAGCUGGACAUCAGUAACAACAACCUCCAGGAUUCAGGAGUGAAGCUGCUUUGUGUUGGACUUGGGAGUCCUCACUGUAUGCUGGAAACUCUCAGGUUGUCAGGCUGUCAGAUCACAGGAACAGUCUUCACCUCUCUGGCCACAGCUCUGCGCUCCAAUCCCUCCUAUUUGAAAGAGCUGGACUUGAGCUUUAAUCACCCAGGAGACUCAGAAAUGAAGCUUUUGUCUGCUCUAAAGGAGGAUCCACAUUUUAAACUGGACAUACUCUGUGUGGAGCCUCAAGGAGUCCGGUGGAUGAGACCAGGUCUAAGAAAAUAUUUCUGUGAUCUGAUGCUGGAUCCAAACUCAGCACACAGGAACCUCAAACUGUCUGACGAGAAGAAGGAGGUGACACAUGUGAAAGAAGACCAGCUGUAUCCUGAUCAUGAUCAUAGGUUUGAUCACUGGCCUCAGCUGCUGUGUACCAACAGUCUGAGUGGUCGCUGUUACUGGGAGGUCGAGUGGAGAGGAGAAGUUCAUGUUGCUGUAACUUAUGGAGGAAUCAGACGGAAAGGAGAAGAGGAUGAAAGCAGGUUUGGAAGGACUUAUCAAUCCUGGAGUCUCUACUGCAGGGACAAAAGGGGUUACUAUGGAAAUCAUGAUUACAUAGCAAGAGCCAUCCCUCUGCUCUCCUCACCUCUCUCUCACAAAGUAGCAGUGUAUGUGGACUGUUCUGCAGGAACUGUGUCCUUCUACAGUGUCUCCUCUGACAAACUGAUCCACCUCCUCACCUUCAACACCACCUUCACUGAACCUGUAUAUGCUGGGUUUAGAGUGACGCCUGAUUCUAGUAUCCACCUCUGUGCUGACUCAGAAUAAUAAACUUACUGUGGUGUUUCAUACUUUUUCGUAGUUAAAUAUUGUGAAUGUUAAAUAUAUCAGGUAAAUUGUCUCAUACAUUGUACAUAUAUUAGUUUGGUUUGCAGUCCAGAGUUGUUGGAUUAGACUGAUUCUCCUGAAAAAAAUAUCUUUUAUCAUCUUAUUGUCUUUGGUGCCUUUUUUAAGAGCAGUUAUCAGUUUCUAUUAAUAUGUUACAUUUUAAAUACCCACAGGACCACUUUAAAAUCUGUUGCAUUACUGUCAUCAAACAUUCUAUUUCUUCCAUUAUACCCAAAUCUUUGGAACAGAAAAUUUAGACAUUAUAGAAUAGAAUAGAAUAGAAUAGAAUAAACCUUUAUUAUCCCACGGAUGAGAACUUUCAGUGUUACAGUGCUCUUACAGCAAGGGAAAAUAAAAUAUGAAAGGAAGACACAAGGUUGUCGUUAGACGUUGUUGGGCUUUGUGAGGAGGAGAGCUGCAGGGUUUAAAUAUUUGUGUUUAGGCUUCUUUAAUUUUUCACGUUGCACAACUCCACAUUUGUGUUUCUCUCUGUUCUUAUGCAAAUUAAGUAACAUUUCACUACAAUUAAUUCCUGAAAAAAGGCGAUAUCACCACCAUGUGACCAGUUUUCACAACAGUUGAUCCAGAUGGUUCUGGAUUCAUAAACACUUUAUUCAUCUGUGUUGAGCCAAAUGCAGCUUCAAAAACUUAUAUUGAUAUAAGUGCAGUUUAUGGAGGUUGUAACUGGAAGCUUUGGAGACAUCCCUCUUCAUUUCAUGUUCAGUAAAAACAGUCUGACUUAUAGAUGACCUCCAGUCUGUGUUUUAUGACUGAUCUAAGGAGCUUGGAAAGAAAAGCGUCUGGACUUAUUUAACUUAACUUAAAGAAGAUGACCUGGAUGACUGAGAACCUUCACAGACAUAUUUCUAGACUGAUCAGAAACUGUUUUAUAAUCUCAGAGUUGGAUUUUUGUUUUUUUGUUUUUUCUAUGUUAAAAAACACAAUCCUGAGUUGUAACAGAAAAGUUAAGGUGAAGAAAAAAAAAACUAGAUGUAAACAGCGGGAUUUUUUCUUGUUGACUUGUUGCAUAUGAAACAAACACUGAGGUAGUGCCAGUGUAUAAGGUGUUUACUUCUCCCAUGUGCAAACAAACGUGUGUAAUUAACUUUAAACCUUUGUUGUUUAAAUAUUCUCCAAUUGAAUUUAAAAACAGCUGUUUUUUUUAAAGUCAAAAGUAAAAAUUGAAAUUAAAUUUAAUUCUAAAAUGCACUGGAAGCCAAUGAAGGGAAACAAGCACCGGAGUAAUAUGUUGGCGUCUCUUCACACGAGUCAAUGACUAAUGACUAAUAUUUUCUAUGUGUUGAUACAUUUGAUUUUUGUGAUAGAAACUGUGGUUUUGGGGUUUGUUUCAUUUAAUGUUAGGGGUGAUAACCACUGUAAUAUGUUUACAUGCUUUGUAAAGUUUUUGUGUAUGUCAGGAGAGAGACCUGACUGGAACGCCAAACUUUGAUUACAUGAACAGUCACACACUCACCUUGAUUGCUGACCAAUCAGAAGAAAGCUUCCUGAUGGCGUGAACCCCAGUCUUCAGAGCUUGUGUCCCAGCUCUGUAGAGUAACUGAUCUUCAUGAUGAGUCUUAAUCUCCUCAUGGUGUUAUUUUAACUUUGAAAUAUUUAAUUCAUCAUUUCACUUUAUUUUACUUAUUUUGUUUAUAUUUCCAAUGUUUACAUUUUCUAGCUUUCAUAAUUUAACUGAUCAUCCAAAACAGAACUUUUUCCCACCUGGGAUUAAUAAAGUAUUCAAGACUCAA
Molecule: messenger RNA, 8286 nt
Organism: Oreochromis aureus
Lineage: Eukaryota; Metazoa; Chordata; Actinopteri; Cichliformes; Cichlidae
Product: NACHT, LRR and PYD domains-containing protein 5-like
Molecular function (GO): protein binding
Source: RefSeq, a predicted model, not a curated record